AUGGACAUGAUUAAUAAAUGGCGUGUAAGGAACGAACCGGACCUGGAUUCGAUGAUCGAAGAUACAGAAGGAAAGUUAAAGGAACUGACUGAGAUUUUACAACAACUUCUAACAAAAUCGAGUGGGAGCGGAGGCGUUAACUACACUGGGAAAGGAACAUGGACUUGCGAAUAUGGAAUAGAUAAAAAAAUGGGGUUGAAAACGAACAAUUUCAUGAUGCUAGGUCGUAAAAUCAUCAGUUUAGCGGAACAAAGUGAAAUUUUGCAACAAUACACAACGCUAAACAAGGAUUUCACAAAACGACUAAGGGACGAAAAUCGAUUUACAGACGAAGAGGGGAUAGGAGAAAAAAGGCCAAAGGAUGCGGAGAAUCCCUUGACUCCGUCAGAAAGCUCGAGGCAAAAACUAUUGAAAUUGAUUGAUGAGGCUAGAGCAGGGAAGGCUCAGAAGAAAAGCGAUGAAGAAUGA
Rhizophagus irregularis DAOM 181602=DAOM 197198 is the source of this 468-nucleotide messenger RNA. RefSeq lists its product as uncharacterized. Lineage: Eukaryota; Fungi; Glomeromycota; Glomeromycetes; Glomerales; Glomeraceae. The record is from RefSeq and is a predicted model, not a curated record.